AUGGAAGACCGAUCGUCAGCCUCAAAAACGGCUGCGAACCCGUCGCUCGCCUCGACACCCUCGUCGACUCCCACAAACAGCCGUCCCCUGUACAGCAGCAAGCUCGCGGCAGACCGAUCAAAGCCCCAAGAGGGAACAGCCGCGCCCCCGUCUGCCAGACAACCUCCUGUCCAGAAGGCCUGGACCUCCAACAGAAACCCCAUCACUGGUCGGACUUCGGUCCCCCAGAAUAAGCAGUCUGUGACGAGCUCCCUCCGCGAGGGUCAGCGAGUUCGUAUUGUCCUCCACAACGGAGCCGAAUUCGAGGGUAUUUAUAACAACGGUCCUGAUCCGACCAGCUGCCGCCUCACGAUGGUGCAGCAGAAGAAGCUCCCCAAUUCUUCCGACGCCGCGAACGGGCCCAACAGGAGAGAACAGUCCACAAUGACGUUUCAGCGGAAGGAUAUCGCGGAGGCUCGCGUUGUCCCCGGAAACGUCAACAAGAGCGAUGGGAGGGCCACAAAUGGUAACCGCAACUCUUUCCGACCUGAUUCUGCCAUUGCCAAUCCACGCUUUGGUAAUGAACGCCAGUUGAAGCCCUGGGUUCCCGAGGGUGGUUUCCCCUCCGAUCUCGACGCUCCUCUGGAAAAGUCGACGAGCUCUGGUCACUGGGACCAGUUCGCCGAAAACGAGCGCCUGUUCGGAAUCAAGACCGACUAUGAUGAGAACAUUUAUACGACCGCCAUCGAUAAAAACCAUCCUCAGUACAAAGAACGGCUUGCGGCUGCCGAAAAGAAGGCUCGCGAAAUUGAGCGCAGCGCUCCUGUUACAGCCCACCAUGCCGAGGAGCGCAUCAUGGACUAUGUUGGCGGCGACGAUCACGAUGAAGAAGCCAAAUACAGCAGUGUUCAGCGUCAGCAGGACUUCCCGCCGCUGACAAGCCGGGAGAACAAAUAUACGCCCCCUGCGAAGCGUGCGCCGACGGGCCAGCCUACUGUUAAGGGUGCUCCCAUGGACCCUGCAAUUAUUGCCUCUGCCCUCAAGACUACCAGCAGCAGCUCGACACCCAAGCCGCAACUCCCGACUAGACCAGCUGAGCAACCCAAGCCCGCCGAACAGCCCAAGCCAGUCGAGCAGCCAAAGCCCGCCCCUCCUGCCACGGAGAAGCCGGCCGAGAAGCCGGCCGCGCCAGCCGCCGAGACACCCGCGGGGCCUAAACCGAGCAGUCCUGCCCCUGCUGAGACUAAGGCCCCCGAAACUACCGCGUCAGCUCCUAAGCCUAGCGAUAGCAAGCCUUCCGAAUCCAAGCCUGCCGAGACCAAGGAUGCAGCAGCCUCCACCGCUGCUAAGCCUGCUGCUCCUACGACGACGGCUGCGACCACUACGACCUCAACUGCGUCUACAUCGGCUGCAGCUCCCAUUCGUCCUUCGGCGGCCACUGCUCGUGUUGCUUCCCAAGCCAAGGUCUCGACUCUUCCCACUGCCACCACUAUUGAGCGUGAAGUGCUCUCCUCUUUCAGAACAUUCGCGUCCAGCCAGAGGUACUUGCAUGAGAAGGUCAGGAGCGCCAAGGCCAAGGUCGACAAGGAGGUCAGGUUGUCUGAGCUGAAGAAGUUCGCGGAGAACUUCAAGCUGUCGACCCCGGUUCCCAAAGAUCUAGUUCCUAUCAUUGCGAAGGAUCCUGUCAAGCAGAAGCAGAUACAGGAGAAGGCCCUUCAAGACGCCGCAGAGGCCCGCCAGAGAAGGGAGCAGGCCUUAAGGGAGAAGGAAGCCCAGUUGGCAAAGGAGAAAGAGGCCAAGGCUCAGGCCGAACAGCAGGCCACCGCUACUACCUCUGCCACUCCCGCCCCUGCUACUACUGCUACUGCUGAUGCUCGUGCCCCUGCGCGCCCAGCUGGCCCGCAGCAAUCGGGUUCAACCAUGGGCUUGUCGGGUCGUCACCCUGGUGCUCGGUCCUCUUACAGCGCUCAGCCUCACUACCAGUAUAAUAGGAAUGGUCGUCCGGCUCCUCAUCUCGGUGGCCAGGCGGCUCAGACGGGCAACUUAGCCCAGCGCCUGCGCAACGUUGAGCAGCAGAAGAUGCAGCAUCCGCAUAUGGCCCAGCAUCCUCCUCCGGAGAUGCGUCUUCCCCCCACCGGCCCGGCCAACAUCGAUCCCAACUAUGGCCGCCGUAUUAGCGGUGUGCCCCCAACCUAUCUGGGCCCCAAGCUGAACCCGAAUAGUCACGAGUUUCGCCCGAAUGCGUUCGCUGCCCCAUUCAACCCUGCCAUUCCCAGCCAAGGCUCGAGCCCCCGUUCGUCGGUUAACAACGUUGCCGAGGUGGCACCCAUUCCUGCUCCGCCUGCCAAGGGCCCGCUCGUCCGCCGCAAGACCAAGGCAGUUGAUAUCAAGAAGUGCUACAUUUUGUCGCACAUCGAGACUAUCCAGCCUCCUCAGGGUCGCAACUGGGAUGAGAACGACGGUCUGCGGCCCUCUUACGAAACGAUUCCCACUUGGCGCCAGCUUCAGGACGAGUCGACUGAGGCUCCCGAUUCAACAAUGCGCCUUACCUUCAAUGAAUACUUUGAGAAGCAGCCUCUUCCCAACGCGGCUGUUGCCACGCCGAAUCCCGGCCAUGUCAUGCCUCAGAUGCCGCAUCAGCACCAGCUGCCGUACCACCUACAACAUGGCGCGCAGAACCUGGUUCCAAGGCAGUCUCCUCACCUGGUGCCAAUGCAGAUGCAUGCUGGUCAGCACGGUCACGUUCCCCACGUGCCGUUUACUGCCCCUGACGACCACCGAAUGAUGCAUUCCAACUCGGCACAGUCGUUUGCUUCGCCUAGGAUGGGUCAGGUCCCCAUUGCUUACCCACCGGCAAUGCAAGCUCCUGCCCAGAUCCCCUAUGGGCAACCGGUCAUGCAGCCCUAUGUCACUCCUGCUCCCCAGAUGGGUCAGUUCCGCAGCUUCUCUCACAACCCUCAGUUUAUCCCCCAGCAACCCCAUCAUAUGGCGGCUCCCAUGAUGGUUCAGCCGCAGUUCAUCUCUGCACCCAACGGUAUGGUGGCAGCCGGUCCUAUGUACCCCGGUGCCCACCCGCAGUUCAUUCCUGCUGGCGCAGUUCCGCCGCAGCCGAUUCCGGUAUCUAACGGGUUCCCCAGCCCCGGCCGUCCGGCGGCUCCCAUGAUGGUCCCUCAGGGUUCCCAUCAGGGGACUCCUGCCGGCCAAGCCGUCUACGGUAUGAGCCCUGCUAUGCCAUACCAACAGCCGGUAUACACAAGCCAGCAACCUCAGGGCAAGUUCUCGGGCCAGCGCCCUCAGUGA
Thermochaetoides thermophila DSM 1495 is the source of this 3279-nucleotide messenger RNA. RefSeq lists its product as uncharacterized. Gene Ontology annotation, biological process: cytoplasmic stress granule assembly. Lineage: Eukaryota; Fungi; Ascomycota; Sordariomycetes; Sordariales; Chaetomiaceae. The transcript is spliced from 5 exons. Gene Ontology annotation, cellular component: cytoplasmic stress granule. The record is from RefSeq and is a predicted model, not a curated record. The coding region runs from base 1 to 3279 and encodes 1092 amino acids. Gene Ontology annotation, molecular function: RNA binding.